CUAGCCGAGUGAGCAAGGAGGACACGCCGGGAGCGCGCCGGGAGGGAGCGGCGGCGUGGGCCCUCCGCGCGCGCCGCAGUCCGCGCGCGGUGCCGCCGCCGGCGAGUUCUGUCUCGAGCACUCCGAGCCUCCGCGAAUAUCGCGCGAACGCUCUCGACUAACCGCCUUUGUUUACUCCCCACGCGAUACUAACAGCUGUUACACUGUUGCCGAUCGCGAACGUCGUUAGUGCAGUUUUUUGUUACGGAUACAGUGGAAUCAGUGUCAGUUCAGUGUUUCAUGGAGCCCGCGGGCUCGCUGCAGUAGUGCACUAGCCCGGCCAUGGCGGCCACGGCGCGCCGGGAGAUCGACACCGGCGAGGAGGACAUCGCCGCGAUCGCCAAACAGAUUUCGGAUCAUGCGGAAGCUAUAUAUCAGACUUGGAAAGCGCGCGGCCUCGCGCCCACGGAGAUUCUGUCGUGCAGGCCCACGCCCGGCCUCAAGUUGGCCGAGAGCUUACGGACUAAACCUAAACCGGAGCCCAAACCUGAAAUAAAGCAGCGGCCCGAGUUCCGCAACCGUCCGGAAAUCCGGGAGCGGCCCGAGCUCCGCGACCAGAGACCCGAGCCUCGGCGAGAUUUGCGCCUGAAUCCCGAAACUGAGACUGUAGAAAUUAUGUUGCCGCCGGACUUGGUACCGGAGCGGAAUGGAGCCGGAUCUGGGGCUAGUGUGAGGCGGCCGGAUAAUGCAGCGAUGCGUUUGGAGGUCGCUCGAGAGGAAGAGAGACUUCUGCGCGCUUUGCGUACAGGUGGGGUCGUCGCCGAACGGCCCGCCGAGAGACCUGACGUGGUUCCCCCCAUAUCGCUCGUGGACUACGCUAAGAGCCGGUAUCAGGAUCGGUUGGACACGGGAGCGAGGAAGCCGGCAGCGGGAGCGAGUGGGGAGAGGAGAGCUUCUUUCGGGUCGCACGUUACAGAAGCCAGGUCUAAAUUUGAGGCGCGAGCUCGCCGCGCGUCCAGCGCUGGCGCCGCCGGCGAGGCCGCCUCCGCGCAAGGCGCCACGCCUGUGAGGCCGUUCCUCACGCGCGGCUCUGUAGCAGAGCGUGUUCUUAUGUUCGAACGAUGCCCCAGCGAAGCCACUCUAGAGUUGGCUAAGAGGAAGUCACCAGCAGCCACCACAUGGCGAGGACCACACGACGUUAUUAUCAGAGCACAGAACUACGCAGCGUCAACUCCUCCGAAGCCUUCAUCAGCGCCGCCGCAUACGACGCUCCAACGGUCGGUGCGCGCGGCGCCGUCCCGGGUCAUCCCACGCUUCCACUUCCCCAGGGGGCGACCCCCGCCUGCACACCAACAGGACCACGCCGUGCAGAAGGUCCAGUCAGCGUUUGCGACCUUCCCGAAUAGCCAGAACUACGCAGCGUCAACUCCUCCGAAGCCUUCAUCAGCGCCGCCGCAUACGACGCUCCAACGGUCGGUGCGCGCGGCGCCGUCCCGGGUCAUCCCACGCUUCCACUUCCCCAGGGGGCGACCCCCGCCUGCACACCAACAGGACCACGCCGUGCAGAAGGUCCAGUCAGCGUUUGCGACCUUCCCGAAUAGCCAGAGGGAAAUGCUGUCAAAGGCAGUAUUUAUAAAUAUCAACGAAAAAGAAACAAACUGCAUCGAUCUCUCGCCGCCCGCGCUAGUUUGGCUCUUCUCCAACGGCAAGCAACAUGCCUUCACCUUAUUAGGGCCAACGCACACCAUCCGACCGACUAUCAUCAGGUCCACAUAA
Messenger RNA from Bicyclus anynana (squinting bush brown), 1755 nucleotides. RefSeq lists its product as uncharacterized. Gene Ontology annotation, cellular component: protein phosphatase type 2A complex. Lineage: Eukaryota; Metazoa; Arthropoda; Insecta; Lepidoptera; Nymphalidae. Gene Ontology annotation, biological process: protein dephosphorylation. Bases 322 to 1755 code for a protein of 477 amino acids. The transcript has 4 exons. The record is from RefSeq and is a predicted model, not a curated record. Gene Ontology annotation, molecular function: protein phosphatase regulator activity.